Lytechinus variegatus (green sea urchin) is the source of this 1805-nucleotide messenger RNA. RefSeq names its product protein ADP-ribosylarginine hydrolase-like. The record is from RefSeq and is a predicted model, not a curated record. Bases 394 to 1512 code for a protein of 372 amino acids. NCBI's taxonomy places the organism in Eukaryota, Metazoa, Echinodermata, Echinoidea, Temnopleuroida, Toxopneustidae. The transcript is spliced from 8 exons.
CGGGGCCGGGGCGAAAAAUAUGCUGACUUUGGCUACAACUUACCCAUUAAAGGUUGGCGAUGUCUCUGAUUUUGAGCUAUAUACCAUGUUAGUUUCUAAACGGGAAAUAAUCCAUUACAUCUGCAGGAAAAAAAGGGUUAAACUCUUGUCUAAAAAUCAAACGGAGCUGAUAGAAAACUGAGUGAGAGAGUGAGCUGGGCGGACUGGCGGAGCGGCACCGAGACCUGACUCAUCAUAUCCUGCACCGCUUCUCGGCCGACCAGACGCUUCAUUGCUCACCAUCCAUGACGUAAGAUGUAAGAAUAGACCUACGAUUGCAACAUAUGCAGUGUUUGAAAUAACGAGCUAAGAACGAUCUGUCUGCUUGGCACUGAUUACCUCAAAACAACUGAAAUGGCGAGUGGUCCCACAGUAUCAGUUGAUAUGCUCUCACGAUACAAGGCUGCCAUGGUUUUGAGUGGCGUCGGCGAUGCCAUGGGAUACAAGUCUGGUCAUUGGGAAUUCAACUUUGUCGGCACGGAUAUUCACAAGGAGGUGAAGGCAUUGGGAGGCGUGUGCAAGCUUCAUGUGAAAUUACCUGCUUUUCCUGUAAGUGAUGACACAGUGCUACAUUUAGCCACAGCAAGAGCUCUUCUGAGUGGAAAGCCGAUUGGUGACAAGCUUUACCUGGAGUUUGCAGCUGAGUACAGGAAAGGCAGGCUUGAUAUGAAGGGCAGAGCUCCAGGGAACACAACUACUUCUGCCAUCAGUCGUUUCAACUUGGCCAAGCCAGAUGGCUACAUCAUUCCAUUCAACAAGAGAGGAGGAGGUUGUGGGGCUGCCAUGAGGGCCAUGUGCAUUGGUCUUCGUUACCCCAGGCCUGACCAGCUCCAGGACCUUAUCAUGGUAAGUGUGGAAUCGGGACGCAUGACCCACAACUGCCCCACUGGUUACCUCGGAUCCUUCGCCGCCGCUCUCUUCACAUCCUACGCCAUCCAGGGAGUCCCAGUCAUUUCCUGGGGGCGGAGACUCGUUGCGGAACUCCCCAAAGUCCUGGACUAUGUCCGAUCUGUAGGCCGUGAUGUCAAGGAGAACGAAGAGGCAUGGCCGUACUUCACGGAUAAGUGGACGUCCUAUCUCCACGAGAGGGGCAUUGAUGGGGACGGUGUCACCAACGCACGAUUCCCAGAUAAAUAUGAUGUCGUAGAGAGGGAUGCCUUCUACAAGAGUCUAAGCUUUAGGGGAUGGGGAGGAUCAAGCGGACAUGAUGCACCCAUGAUUGCGUACGAUGCCCUGCUUGGCUGUGAGUGGUCCUGGGAGAAGCUAUGCCUGGCAGGUAUGCUACAUGGAGGUGAUAAUGACUCAACCGGUGUGAUGGCAGGCUGCUGGUGGGGCGCCAUCUGUGGCAUGGAUCAGGUGCCAGAAUGCAACUUCAAGAAUCUUGAAUACAGAUCUCAGCUGGAAGAACUAGGAGAAAAACUCUACCAUGUCGCUGAAGAAGAAAGGAAAAUAACCGAAAGCAAAACAUCUUAGAGCGAAGUGGCAAAAGAUGCAAGUUAAUCCAUGACCUUGGAUUUGGAUGUAAGUCUAUAAGUCCUGUGGUGACUGUCAGAGGUAAUCAGGGUACAUGGUAGACACAGUUGCUAGAGUAAUGAUAUUCUUUGAAGAUCUGGAAAUUCUGGGUUAUUUUUCCUUCUUUAUUAGUCCAUGGUUUGAUUAUUUUUAAUGAGUUUGUAAGUUCAUUACUUUUAGCUCUUAAAGAUAACUUCCAGUUCUGGUAACGAUCUCAAAAUGACUUUUACAGAAUCUAAUAUAAUGACCAUCCA